UGCUAUUCGUAACUGGUGGAAGCCUAGUUGGUGACUGCUGCUUGCAGGCAGGCCCAGAUCAGUGGAUAGCAGUUGCUAUCAGAAUGACUGGCUGAAACCAGUAAAAGCCAACCCAGAUUUGUGCAAGAAAGAUCCUCUUUGACUGGCUCUGUACUCUCUUUUCAAUCAGGAGUUUCUGUGGCUCAUGGCAUAUGGCAUUGAGCUGUCAAAUUGCAAUUCAUGGAGGAUCUGCUGGUGGAUCUGUGUGGUAGGUCAAACUUCCUAGUCAUCACCAAAGAGGAAUCCAGCUAUGACUAGCCGAUAUGCAAGACUCUUAGCACACUACCCGUGCCUUUUCUUGCUCUUGGUCAUUGUGGUUGUGGGAGUGCUUACUACUGUCUCCAUUAUUAAGCAGCGUCUUCCCUCAUUUGAAGAUCCUCUCUUGGGUUUUGAAACUCGGGGCACAGAGAUUGCUCAACGCUUAAUAUCAUGGAAGAAUCUCUUGGAAGCAUCCAGGCCAUCUGGCAUCUUUUCUGGGAAUCCUUAUGAAGAACAGCUGACAAAGGAAAUCCAUCAGAAACAGGAGGAGGAAAUGCAGCAAAAGAAAGAAAACAAGACUAAGAAAAACAAGAAAAGGAAGAAAAAGAAAAAAAAAAAGAAGAAAGAAAAGGAGGAAACAUUGGAUGAUACUGACACUGAUGACAAAGAUGAGCUACAUGUUGAUGAGGACUGGAAAGAAUUGGAGCAAUUGGCAUUAACAGGAGAAGAUGAAGUCAUGCACGAAGAAGAUGGGGCAAAUGAAUUCCCUGAAGUUUUCUUCUGUGGAAAUCCAGGGGAUGUAUACAGCCACAUGGUGAUCUCUAGCAUUGAUGGUUAUGGAACCCUUUUCUCCAGAGAAUCUCUCUUGUCAAUUUGCUCACUUGAGAAAAAAUUUGCCCAAAAGCAGCUUUACUCAGAUUUUUGUGAUGAAUCAUCAGCCGGUCAAUGCUGCCGAGCCUGGUCUCUUCCUUCCUACAUAGCCCUCCUUCACAAUCAUACCUCCUGCUUCGAUAUCACAAAUGAAGAUGUGAACGAGACAUUGGUGUUGCUAAAAGCCUGUGCUCACUAUUAUCAUCAUAUGGAGCUCUUGCCUGAUUGUUAUGAUCGUGGUUGUCCUGGUGUCCCAGAUUUCUGCAUCCAGCAUAAUGCUGUCUACAAUAUUCUUCACUUCCUCACUGACACUGACUUCCUUCCACCUGGAGCUGAGAAUUCCACUAUGCUGAAGGCAACUGUGAUGUUUCUGCCACUGCCACGCAGCUCUUCCAUGCUCCCAUAUUUUCUUCAGCUGCACCAUGAUGACCUCACUGCUGGGAAUGUGCAAGUUGUGGCCAUGGAUUUUGGUUCAAAAUGGGCACUAUUUGACAAGUUCCUGAUUGAUGACAUGCUCCUUGUUGGCUUGGCAGGGAUCAUUGUUUCAUUCUGUCUGUGGUUUUACACCUCCUCAUUCUUUGUGACAGUGGUCACUUUGGCUGGGAUCAUCAUGUGUCUCUCUAUGGCUUAUUUUUUUUACACUGUUGUCUUUCGCCUUUCAUUCUUCCCCUUCAUGAAUCUUCUCACUGUUAUCAUUGCCAUUGGUGUCGGAGUGGAUAAUGCUUUCAUCUACUGCAAGAUGUGGAAAUUAGCCAAAAUGGAGAAGAAUGCAGGGACACUUGUUAAACUGGUUUCUGAUACAUUGGAGCAUGCCAGCCUCUCCAUGUUUGUAACCAGUCUCACCACUGCUGUGGCUUUUUUCACCUCAUAUGUUUCGCAAAUUACAGCCAUCAAAUGUUUUGGGGUGUUUGCUGGGAUGUGCAUACUGGCCAACUUCCUCCUCAUGGUCACAUGGCUUCCUGCUGCAGUGGUUGUCUCUGAAAAGUAUUUCAACUGUAGCAUAGCACUUCCUGCUUGUCUACACUGCCUCACUGUCUUCUCCAGUAUCUGUGAUUGGAGUCGAGUAUUCUUUGAAAAGAUCAUCCCAUGUGCCAUCAUUAAGGGCCGUUGGUUAUGGCUCCUGCUGUUAGGUACCCUAGGAGCACUGGGAAUCUUUUCUGUUGUCUAUCUUCCUGGUCUUCGCCUUCCUGAUUCCAGAUUCUUCCAACUUCUCCAUUCUUCUCACCUGUUUGAAACUUAUGAUAGAGAUUAUCACCGAGCAUUUUGGUUCCAGCGUGUUAAGGAUGAAAUGUCUCACACUCUUCCAAUGCAUUUCAUCUGGGGAAUUCUUCCAGUUGACACAGGAAACCCUCUCAACCCUCAUGACUCUGGAGAUAUCAUGUUGGAUGAUGCAUUUGAUGCCACCUCCCCAGAAUCUCAGAUUUGGCUUUUGAACUUCUGCCGUCAAGCACGGAGACAGAACUUCUACCAGCCAACACUAGGUCCUCUGUUGCCCAACUGUUUCAUUGAAACAUUUGUCUCCUUCAUGUCACGAGAAUGCAUAGAUGAAAUAGAAGGAGUGGACAGGAGUCCUUGCUGUCAGAACUCAACAUUUCCAUUCUCUCGUGAUGUGUUUGAACUGUGCAUCAUAGAGGGCCUUCGUGUUCUGUACGAAACACCCAGUGAAUUCUACAUUCCAGGAAUUGCAGGUCCGAAAUUCCUCCGUGAAUCAGGGAGGUUACAAGUCAUUGUUGUAGAAUAUGAUACCAAGUUCAAGUAUUCUCUAUCUUAUGAGGAUAUGCAGAAGUUUUACAUGGAGCUGGAAACAUGGACUAAAGAAGAAAUGAAGGCAGCUCCUCCUGGGAUGUCAAGAGGCUGGUUUAUUAGCGACCUGGGAUUUUAUGAUAUUCAGAAUAGCCUUGCUCAUGGGACUCCUGUGGCAAUUGGCAUUGCCAUGUCUUUGUCUUUCAUUGUUCUGUCUCUGACUACCUUGAAUCUCUUGCUCAGUAUUUAUUCUAUUGUGACAAUAGCAUUUGUGAUCUUUACAACCUCAGGAGUCCUUGUUCUCCUUGGCUGGACCCUGAAUGUUCUUGAGGCCAUCACUGUUUCUGUGGCUAUAGGCCUUGCUGGUGACUUCACUCUUCAUUAUGCUAUUGCUUACAAGAUGUGCCUGGAAGAAGACAGAACAAGUCGAACAGUGUUCUCAUUGUCGCAGAUGGGAAGCCCCAUCACCAUGGCUGCUCUGACAACAUUCCUGGCCGGGCUACUCAUGUUCCCUUCGCACAUUAUUGCAUAUUUUCGCAUUGGAAUCUUUUUAGUUGUUCUCAUGUCACUGAGUUACAUCUAUUCAACCAUCUUCUUCCUGAGUCUCCUGAGCGUGGCAGGACCAGAGAAAGACUGCACUCAACUGCAUCUUUCCAAGAGUUCAUGUUCCUCUUGCUGCAGGUCAACAGUUAAAGAUCAUGCAGACAAGACUCGGUAUAACUUUGGCCUGAGUGAAUCUACACUCUCCACGUCUUCAGCUCCAGCCCACAGCAGUGACACUCAUGAACUAGAGCCCCUAACUAUGUCCUCAAAUAGAAAUGACCGUGGGUCAGUGUCUCGUUAUGCUAGGACAACUCAGUACAAACCCAGUCCCAAACCAGUACCUAAAAGGCAAAGAAGCCAGAGUGGAGGAAUGGGAGGAACUUCAAGAUCCCUGUCAUCGUCACGAGAUAGGAAGAUCAGUUUACCCAGUGUGAGCGCAUCAUCACUGGAUUGCCCUCAGCAUCAUCACAUCCCUGUUGCUGUCAGCUCCAACUCCAUCAUUUAUGCUGAUGACAAUGGAGAUCCCAUAAUCCCCAAUCGCUCUCCACGGAUCCCCAAUAUCUGGCUGAAAAGGAUCUGAUUCUCAUUUCUGGUUUGGCCAUGGACCAAAUUUCAGAAUACCCAGCAUUUUCUACUUCCCACAUCCCCCCAUCAAUUCAUAUGCCAUUUUCCUUAGCCACAAUGUGAUAUGCCUCCUUCCGUCUAGUGGGACCAUUCUGCUCCAAAACAAGACUGUAUCUUCGGUCAUUCCUGGACCCAUCUUUCUCAAUUGCCUUUUUGAUCUCUUAUUUGGCAUUUCAACUUUUAGGACUGCUUGUUCUUUGUACAACUUCCUUGUUGCUGUUGGCAUUGAUCUGAAAUAUACAGUUUCGUCUUCUUUUUCAAA
Molecule: messenger RNA, 4060 nt
Organism: Darwinula stevensoni
Lineage: Eukaryota; Metazoa; Arthropoda; Ostracoda; Podocopida; Darwinulidae
Source: the annotation of a GenBank genome assembly